UUUAUUUUUUAAAAAAAAUGAAAUUUCAUUUAUUAAAAUGGGACUUUAUUUUCAAAAAUAGUUUACUUAAUUUAAGCAAAGAUCUGGCACUAUCAAUUUUCAACACAAAAAUUAAUUAUUUUUUACUUCUUACCCCAAAACUCUACCAAGUCAAAAGGAAACCUUAAAGCUUGCAUGGUAAAAGUGCGUGUAUAUAUAUAUACACACAUAUAUAUUUAUAUAUAUGUAUACGAUGAUUGUAAGUAGGCAAAGAAACAAAUCCAUAGCAAAAAUAUUAUCCAAUGUAUUCAACAAAGUUUCUCCUUUCUUCUUUUUAUUUUUUUUUUCUUUAAUUUUUGCUGAGGAUCAAGAAAGUUACAACCCAGCAGCAAAAAUGUCAUCACCUGCUACAAAAUUGCGUUUACACAUUCAAAAUCACCAUGUUGUUUUAGAAAAUGGCAUCCUUAAAGUCACGAUAUCGAAACCAGGCGGCAUCGUCACUUCCAUUGAAUACAACAACAUCGACAAUCUGCUCGAGGUUUCCAACGACGAAUCUAAUCGAGGUUAUUGGGACCUUGUUUGGAGUCCUCCAGGAAGCACUGGGACUACAGGAACAUUUCAAGUGAUACAUGCAACACAUUUUAAGGUAGUGGUGAAAACAGAUGAACAAAUAGAGCUAUCAUUCUCAAUAACAUGGGAUACUUCUCUCCAGGGCAAGCUUGCUCCUUUGAACAUUGACAAAAGGUUUGUAAUGCUUCGUGGCGCGUCGGGUUUCUAUACUUACGCGAUUUACGAGCAUUUGGAGGCAUGGCCCGGUUUCAACCUUGAUGAAACAAGAACUGUAUUCAAGCUUAGUAAAGACAAGUUUAAGUAUAUGGCUAUGGCAGACAAUAGACAAAGGUAUAUGCCAUUACCAGAUGACAGGUUACCUAAUAGAAGUCAACCAUUGGAAUAUCCAGAAGCUGUUCUCCUAGUCAACCCUAUAGAGCCUGAAUUUAAAGGAGAGGUGGACGACAAAUACCAAUACUCGGGUGAAAAUAAAGAUGUAAAAGUUCAUGGAUGGAUAUGCAUGGAACAUGGUGUUGGCUUUUGGCAGAUUACUCCUAGCAACGAGUUUCGAACCGGUGGGCCCACCAAACAGGAUCUUACUUCUCAUGUGGGCCCAAUUACUCUUGCGAUGUUUGUUAGUGCACAUUAUGGAGGAGAAGAUGUAGUGCUGAAAUUUGGAGAAGGGGAGAGUUGGAAGAAGGUGUUUGGUCCGGUUUUUUUCUAUCUUAAUUCCGCAGCGCAAGAUGACGAUAUUACCCUUUCGCUUUGGGAAGAUGCCAAACGACAGGCGUCGGAACAAGUUGAGAGCUGGCCUUAUAGUUUUCCGGCUUCGGAGGAUUUUCCGAAGGUGGAGGAGAGGGGCAAUGUUACUGGAAGAUUAUUAAUUAGAGACAGGUGUAUGAGUGAUGAUUGUAUAAUGGGAAAUGGAGCUUACAUUGGAUUGGCUCCACCAGGUGAAGUUGGUUCUUGGGAAAGAGAAGGCAAGGGCUACCAAUUUUGGACAAGAGCAGAUGAAACGGGCAAUUUUACGAUCGGCAACAUCCGGGCCGGCAACUACAAUCUCUAUGCAUGGAUGCCUGGAUUUAUCGGAGACUACAAAUACGAAGAUUCCAUUAGCAUAUUCCCAGGGUGCAAUAUUGAUACGGGCGAGCUGGUGUACGAGCCCCCGAGAGAUGGGCCCACAUUGUGGGAAAUCGGCAUUCCUGACCGUUCUGCCGGAGAAUUCUACAUUCCUGACCCCAACCCGAAAUUAGUCAACAAACUUUAUGUUGACCAUCCAGACAGGUUCAGACAAUAUGGACUAUGGGAGAGAUAUGCUGAGUUAUAUCCUGAUGGAGACUUGGUUUAUACAGUUGGGGAGAGCAAUUAUGCCACGGAUUGGUUCUUUGCCCAAGUUAACAGAAAAACGGUUAAAAAUACAUACAAAGCAACGACGUGGCAAAUUAAGUUCAAGCUCGACGCAGUCGAGCCAAGCGGAACAUACAAAUUAAGAUUAGCACUUGCAUCAGCAGCACAAGCUGAGCUUCAGGUCCGAGUCAAUAAUCCGGAUCGGAAUAUUCCAGCAAUAUUCUCGACUGGAUUAAUCGGGAAAGAUAAUGCAAUCGGCCGACACGGGAUUCACGGGCUGUACUGGCUGUUCAGUGUGGAAAUAUUGGGCUCUUCACUUGUUACAGGGAAUAACACAAUUUAUUUGACGCAAGCAGAUGCCACAGGCCCGUUACAAGGAAUCAUGUAUGAUUAUAUCCGUUUCGAAGGAAUUUGAUCAUUGAUUAAUUUUGAGCCCGGCCCGGUUCGGCCAAUACUAAUCCAUACAAAUUCAAAAAAAAAAUAUGAUGAUAUAGUUAAUAAGAUAAUCUGUUUGUUAUUUAAUUAAUUAUUUAAAUUUA
Molecule: messenger RNA, 2414 nt
Organism: Erythranthe guttata (spotted monkey flower)
Lineage: Eukaryota; Viridiplantae; Streptophyta; Magnoliopsida; Lamiales; Phrymaceae
Source: RefSeq, a predicted model, not a curated record